AUGGCGUCGCCUAUUGUGCCUACCGACGAGCAAGUACUCUCCGAGAUCAAGACCUUCGCUACUCCUCUUGGCCGCCAGAAAUUGCUGAACGCCAUGCGUAGCAAGAACAACUGGGCUCUUUCUGAUGCACGCCUCAAACGACUCUUGGCUGAGGUGAAUGACCAUGCCACUGCUACUCAUCAAGACUCCUUAGAAUCUACCGACGUAGUUUCUCUGUUAACCGACUAUGGUAAUGCCAUCUCUGCUCCUCUGACUCAGGACUUGUCAGAGGGACCCAAUGCCACCUAUGAAGCGGAAGAAUUAAGCGACCUUCCACCCCCAGUUCUCCCAACAAAUCCCCUCUCUGCUCAGCUUCAGUUCCAUAAAGAGAGCCCUGGAUUUUUCAUUCUUUAUGGCCGUGGGGAGUACGACUACGCCGUCAUUCCAAACUCUUCCAUUGCGAUAAUCCUUUCGCUUUUAGAAUUUCUGAAAGGCAAACGAAUGCCUUUAUCCGUGGAUCAGCAGAAAGCUUUGAACGAAAAUGGGGGAGUGCAGACUAUGUUUGAAUAUUACGAAGCUGCAGGGAAAAAGGCUGGGAUACCUGUUGGCGACAUUGGACGACAAUUUGAAGCCGAGUAUGGUAUCGACCCACUUCGCUGGCGUACAAAGAGACAAAAUGACCCUGCCUGGAGAAAGACAUAUGAUGGAGUGAAGGAGGUGAUACACAAGAAAUAUAUGAUACCAGUGAUGAAGGCUAUGAGCGAGAGCCUGGUUGUACCUCGAGGGAUGAUACCUAUGGAUGAGGCCGGUAAUCCCAUCUACGAUCCAAAGGUCAACGGCCGCUUCGCUUUGGUCAUCACGAAAAUUAGCAAGGUGACAGGAAUAGAAUGCGGUGAUCUCCCAUGGAAGUGA
This is a messenger RNA of Guyanagaster necrorhizus, 891 nucleotides long. RefSeq lists its product as uncharacterized. Bases 1 to 891 code for a protein of 296 amino acids. Lineage: Eukaryota; Fungi; Basidiomycota; Agaricomycetes; Agaricales; Physalacriaceae. The transcript has 3 exons. The record is from RefSeq and is a predicted model, not a curated record.